AUGAAAGUCUUUAUUGUCUACGCACAUCCAGAAUCAAAAUCAUUUAAUGGAUCCUUUCUAAAUGCAACUGUGAAGCAUUUGGAGUCUCGUGGGAAUGAGGUACGUGUGUCAGAUCUGUAUCAAGAAAACUUUAAAGCCAUUGUCGAUGCUUCUGAUUUUUUGAAUCAUAAUCCAGAAGAAAGGCUGCAAGUUGUUACAGCAUCCUUCUUGGCAAACAAAGAGGACAAGUUAACUGCAGAUGUAAAGAAAGCUCAAGAAAAUUUGAAAUGGGCUGAUUUGGUCGUUUUACAAUUCCCAUUGUGGUGGUUCUCGAUGCCUGCCAUCAUGAAAGGUUGGGUUGAAAGAGUGUUUUCUUGUGGGUUCGGUUAUGGUGUAGGUGAACAUUCUGAUAAAAGAUGGGGGGAUCGUUAUGGAGAGGGAAUGCUUGCCGGGAAGCGGGCAAUCUUAGCCAUCACGGUCGGUGGAUGGGUUUCACACUACAGUGCGCGGGGUAUUAACGGACCUAUAGAGGACCUUUUGUUCCCCAUUACACAUGGUGUUUUGAACUACAUUGGGAUGACGGCUAUGCCUUCGCAUAUAACUUAUCGGACCGAUGGUGCUAAUGAGGACAAGUUUGGCGAGACCACUCACGAAUGGUUUCAGAAGUUAGAUACUAUUGAAACUGCUAAUCCCAUUCCAUACCGUAAGCAGAACUUUGGCGAUUACGAAAUUCCCUCUUUGGAAUUAAAGGCCGGUCUAGAGAAACCGGGACAAUUGGGUUUUGCUCUAGCACGCCAAGAAUAA
Messenger RNA from Huiozyma naganishii CBS 8797, 783 nucleotides. RefSeq names its product NAD(P)H-dependent oxidoreductase. NCBI's taxonomy places the organism in Eukaryota, Fungi, Ascomycota, Saccharomycetes, Saccharomycetales, Saccharomycetaceae. Gene Ontology annotation, cellular component: cytosol. The record is from RefSeq and is a predicted model, not a curated record. The transcript has a single exon. Bases 1 to 783 code for a protein of 260 amino acids. Gene Ontology annotation, molecular function: NAD(P)H dehydrogenase (quinone) activity.